AUGGCCGCCACCCCCAGCAAACCAAUCACCACCGUCGUGUCCUACCCAUCCAAAGACCCCAAGACCGGCGCCCCUCUGACCUUCAACAUGGAAUACUACCUCUCCAAACACAUGCCGCUCAUCGACAAGGUCUGGGGCAAGCACAACAUGCUGCGCUGGCACAUUCACCAGUUCCCCAGCCCGGACCCCGUGACGGGGGAGGCCCCACCCUAUGGCGUGCAGACCACCAUCUACUGGGAGACGGUGGAGGACUUCAAGGCCGCCAUGGCGGACGCGGGCAGUGCGGUCACGGGCAAGGAUGUGGAGAGGUUCAGCAAUGUGUGGCCGGUGAUUUGGACCGGGGAGGUGGCGGGGAGUGAGGAGAGGGGGGGUGUUGAGGAGAAUAUGAAGAGUUUUGUUUAUGGUGAAGGGGGUUUGUGA
Molecule: messenger RNA, 420 nt
Organism: Cyphellophora europaea CBS 101466
Lineage: Eukaryota; Fungi; Ascomycota; Eurotiomycetes; Chaetothyriales; Cyphellophoraceae
Exons: 1
Coding region: 1-420 (139 amino acids)
Molecular function (GO): oxidoreductase activity
Source: RefSeq, a predicted model, not a curated record